Pongo pygmaeus (Bornean orangutan) is the source of this 2952-nucleotide messenger RNA. It is a transcript of the gene CDRT4, whose product is annotated as CMT1A duplicated region transcript 4. The coding region runs from base 493 to 951 and encodes 152 amino acids. The record is from RefSeq and is a predicted model, not a curated record. NCBI's taxonomy places the organism in Eukaryota, Metazoa, Chordata, Mammalia, Primates, Hominidae. The transcript has 4 exons.
UCCAGGCAACUGCCAACAGAUGGCGCCCGCCCGCCUAUUUCGCUCCUUGCGGCUUUGGGGCCUGGAGGAGAGGUGGGGAGAGUCCCAACAGCAGAGGAACUGGUGAGCCCGGGCCAAAAUUUCAUCUGGCAUCUGGAAUGCAUUAAAAACAACCCACAAAUCUGAAGCUCCUCUCAGGAGAGAGAGAGAGAGAAAGAAAGAAAGAAAGAACGAACAGGGAACUUGAAAAACUAAGGGGAAAAGGGCAGAAGAGAGGCAGCAGCGCGGUCCCUGCAAGCGUCCGCUUUCCUGCAUUGGCCAAGCAGCCCCCAGCACGCCUGCUCUGUGGGGCAGGGCCAUGCGGCCCCGAGGAAGGAUAAGGAACCCAGUGAAACGAGCUGCACCAGGGACUUGAAGAAAGAGUUUUCAGCUGGGAGAAGAGAGGAAGGCAAGAUAUCAGAACAAGGAAUCUGGACCUGUGAUAUUAAGAAAUCAGUAAAUAUUAAAAAGAAGAUGGAUGCAAGAAGGAUGAAGAAAGAACAAGGACUCACAGAAAACACUGGACUUCCCCGGAAGCUGCUUGAAAAACAUGACCCCUGGCCAGCCUAUGUCACCUAUACCUCUCAGACAGUGAAAAGACUCAUUGAGAAAAGCGAAACUAGACAACUGGAAUGCAUGCGUGCCCUCGAGGAAAGACCCUGGGCAUCAAGGCAGAAUAAACCUUCCAGUGUCAUUCAGCUGAAAAGGAGGAAGUCGUCCAAGUCUUCUGGCAAAGCUGUGUUCAGAGACACGCUGUCAGAAUCCACAUUAUCCAUGUGGGGCACUUAUUCGGUAUCGGCCAUGGCUCCUACCAUGAUCCCAGAACCCACACACUUACGUACGGAUUCCAGAGACUGUCCAACUGAAAACUAUAACAAGAUCAUCUUUGCCCGAAAGCCUAUGAUGAGGAUGCUCCCUACAGUUCGCUACUGACCAACAAGGAGAAACAUGCAAAUGUUUAGCCAGGGGUCCCUGCAGCCAUCCCCCAAGAAUGUACAGCAAUUAAGCUCCAUUUACCACUCAUUUGACGGUGUCCUUUAAAUCUGAACUUGCUCUUGCUCAUGCAGAGCUUGGCUGAGAGAAACCAGAUCAGAAUGUAAGCUAUAGGUGGGUGGGUGAGUGUGUCCCCUCCCACACUGCUCUCUGGUGGGGUUGGGCAGUCCCCGGCUCUAGUCUCUGCUACAGAUUCUCAGGACCAAAAUGUGGGUGAUUUGUCUGGGUCCAGGCAGGAGAUAGGAAUCACACAAGCUCUUUUAUUAGAGAUAAUAUAAAGAAUGAUUAACCAGGUGACAGUAAAGGGCAGGAAGGGAAUAUAAAGGUAUCCAUGGAGGUAGCACCACAGGAAGCAGGCAUCACACUUGAGGCUUGGGAACAAGGGGAAGAUGCUGGACUCAUUGAAAGGUAGUUGCUUGGAGAAGGGACAUGGGGCUGAAUCUCAGACUUCUGAGGUGGGGUAGUGGGGAUGCCACUCAAGGCAGCUGGUAUCUCUGAGCUCCGAGGAGAGUCCUGUGGGGAUGGUGCCCCCUCCUCUGAAUAGGGGAGCUGUUUUGUUGGUGUCUCUGAGGGGACCCCCAUGAGGCUGCUUUUGUGAGUGUUGGAAAAACCAAAAACUGCAUUGAAAUGUUUCUGGGAGGAGUUGCCACUGCCUGGGUGAAGAAAAAGCGCUGCUAGGGUUAGCAACCUGCUGGCAGGGACAGGAAGCUGAUAGAAAGUGAACAGGAAGCAAACAGGAAGUGAGCAGGGAGCCACUUCCUACUUCCUCCUUUAGCCUUGCAGAUUCCUUCUAGCACCCCCUGGGGGCUGAGCCUAUCAGGGCACAAAGCCAGAAUGUGGUUUGUAGAAUCCCAGCCCCAGCAUAGGAUGGAUUUUGAAGCCAAGAGGGAAUUAGCUCUCGGCUGGGUUCUGAGUGAUCCCAUCCAGCUGCUACUGGACCUGGUAUUGAGAGGUUUUUCCUUGGAGGGCAAACAAAGUGGCAGUGGGGACCAGGGUGUCCCCUGCUGAGAAAUGGAGAGCUCUUUUCCCCUGUACUUCUCUGAGGUUUGCCUUGUGGAGCCAAGUGCUUGGGGGAGGAGCUCCUGGCAGGACUCCAGCUGUUAUUUGUCAGAGGACAGCUAGGAUUGGUUCACCCAUGCUCUGAGUUGGCCCCAAAGCGAGCUAUGCUGAACUCUUCUCCAUCUCCAAGCAGACAACCUUUGUCUUUACAUGCAGGAGGGAUCCAGUUAUGACAGGCUGACCCAGCUGGUUUCAUGUUUGGAGUUUAUCUACUGAGUAAGGCUGACCUUACCUGAGUUUCUGUAUGUGUAUUUGCAAGACAGUUAAUACUAAUCCAUCAUCCCUCACAGAGAUGUAGAGGAUGAGAUGUAGUAACUUAUAGAAGUAUCAUUUGGGAAAGUUGAAUUUGCCCUACAAGGCAUGUUCUCCAUUCAAGGGUCUUGUGUAAAUGUUUGCAGACACAGGUGCAGCUUUGGAGAACUCACCUCUGGCUCCUGUGAUUUUGUGUUGGGACAGCUGCCUAAAUUAGGAGCUCUAGACCUGUUCUUGGUUCCCAACUGUUGGCCAGAAUGAAUUCUUGCAAAAAUAUAGGUGGUUUCCAGGGAAUUUGAAUGAUUGUAUUUUGUGUCCAUGAAAUGUUUACAGACAUGGAGGCAGGCAAUAAAUUCCUCCAAUAAUUUUUUAAUCUCUUUUGUUGUUUUAUGGGUGUUUAUUUCUAGGUUAUAUUUGAGAAGGUAUGGAUUACAGAGACUCAUUGAGUGCUACAGUUUAUUGGAAUUUGGGGUUAUUUCUUUUAAUACCUUCAAGGGCAGAGUGGUAUGGUAACUGUGCAACCUUCAGGUUGUUUUUUUUUAAAACCUUCGGUUGUUUUUUUAAAAUUUCUAAGCAUUUAAUAGUUUUUACAAAAGUAUGCACUCUAUAAAUUAAAAUGAUUUUUCUGUG